CUCUCCUUAGUCUCAAAGAAGCAAAGUGUGAGUGGAAACACUGGGAAGGGAAGGGAAGGGAAGGGAAGGGAGGGAAGUGCAGCGAGUUUACUCAAAUGUACCAACCGGAGGAAAGCAUGGGACUUGUCGCAAGGCGCCUUGAGAAAAGUGGGUAAAGUAGGUGGGGAGCAGGCUCAGAGGAAGAAGAGAAAGUAGGACGCGGACAAGCAGAAGCAGCGGCUGGGGGCUUUUCCUCAGGUUGACAUUAAAAUGAAUGAUAUGCAAACGAAUGCAAAGCAGAUGCGAACGCCGGCCCCGAUGGCAGUGGGGAGAGCGGGAUCCUGAGCCCACUUGCCGCAGGUCGCCUGGCGCCUUGGGGACCAAGGCCGAGCGCGGUGGGCGGAGCGCGCCCCCUGCCGGCAGAACGCGCAGGUGGCCCUGGUCCCCCCGAAGGGCUUGUGAAGGGGGUGAGGGGGGGUGCGGCGACCGAAGGAGGGGCGCCCGCCUCCCGUCCCGGAGUAGACACCGCGGCUCCGGGAGCAGCGACGCCGUCGGGCUGCGACUGCUCCGAGCUAAUAGGAAGGAGAAGGCUGCAGCAAUGCCAGACUCCCCAGCUGAAGUGAAGACGCAGCCCCGGUCCACACCACCCAGCAUGCCACCCCCACCUCCCACCUCAUCCCAGGGAGCCACACGACCACCCUCCUUCACACCUCACACACAUGGCGAGGAUGGACCUGCGACGUCUCUACCCCAUGGCCGUUUCCACGGCUGCUUAAAGUGGUCCAUGGUCUGUCUCUUAAUGAACGGCAGCAGCCACUCACCCACGGCCAUCCACGGAGCCCCGUCUACACCCAAUGGCUUCAGCAAUGGUCCAGCCACCUCAUCCACCGCCUCACUGUCUACACAGCAUCUGCCCCCAGCAUGUGGGGCACGGCAGCUCAGCAAGCUCAAGCGGUUCCUCACCACCCUGCAACAGUUUGGCAGUGACAUCUCACCCGAGAUCGGGGAGCGAGUGCGCACACUGGUGCUGGGGCUGGUGAACUCAACUCUGACAAUCGAAGAGUUUCAUUCCAAGCUCCAAGAAGCCACCAACUUUCCACUGCGGCCAUUCGUCAUCCCCUUUCUGAAGGCUAAUCUCCCGCUGCUGCAGAGAGAGCUUCUGCACUGUGCCCGCCUGGCCAAGCAGACACCCGCCCAGUACCUGGCCCAGCACGAACAGCUGCUGCUGGAUGCCAGCGCCACCUCCCCCGUUGACUCAUCUGAGCUCCUGCUGGAAGUCAAUGAGAAUGGCAAGAGGAGAACACCUGACAGGACCAAAGAGAAUGGGUCAGACCGGGACCCUCUGCACCCCGACCACCUCAGUAAGCGGUCCUGCACCCUGAGCCCUGCCCAGCGCUGCAGCCCCAGCAAUGGGCUGCCCCACCCUACACCGCCCCCACCCCCGCACUAUCGCCUGGAGGACAUGGCCAUGGCCCACCACUUCCGGGACUCCUACCGCCAUCCUGAUCCCCGAGAGCUACGGGAACGCCAUCGGCCCCUCACCAUACCUGGGUCUCGACAGGAGGAAGUGAUUGACCACAGGCUUACAGAACGCGAGUGGGCGGAAGAGUGGAAACACCUCAACAGUGUGAGUGCCCAGCUCCUGAACUGCAUCAUGGACAUGGUGGAGAAGACCCGGCGGUCCCUCACCGUCCUGCGCCGGUGCCAGGAGGCCGACCGAGAGGAACUCAACCACUGGAUCCGGUGCUACAGUGACUCGGAGGACGGGAAGAAGGGCCCCAGCCCCAUCUCUACCCGGUCCCUCAACAGCUGCAGUGGCCCUGAGGGGUCUCAGCUAGAUGUUCACCGGGACUUCACGCCCAGGACCCUGUCUGGCUAUAUGCCCGAAGAGAUCUGGAGGAAGGCUGAAGAAGCUGUGAAUGAAGUAAAGCGACAGGCAAUGUCAGAACUACAGAAAGCCGUGUCUGAUGCGGAGCGCAAAGCCCAUGAACUCAUCACCACAGAGCGUGCCAAGAUGGAGCGAGCCCUGGCUGAGGCCAAGCGACAGGCCUCGGAGGAUGCCCUGACUGUCAUCAACCAGCAAGAGGACUCCAGUGAGAGCUGCUGGAACUGUGGGCGCAAGGCCAGCGAGACUUGUAGUGGCUGUAAUGCUGCGCGCUACUGCGGGUCCUUCUGUCAGCACAAGGACUGGGAGAAACACCAUCAUGUGUGUGGCCAGAGUCUGCAGGGCCCCGCAGCUGCAGUCGCCGACCCACUGCCUGGACAGCCUGAUGCCACUGCCAGCCCCAGCGAAGCCGGCUCAGCAGGGCCCUCUCGUCCCUGCUCUCCAGGGCCACCAGGCCCACUGGACGCUGCUGUGCCCCGCUGACCUCCAGACCUGACACCCAGCCAGCCCAUGGACGCCAUGCCCUGCCAACCUCCCGGCCCCACCUGGAGCCACUGCUGCUACUGCUUCUCUCCAAAAGAAAACACAGAUCCAACAAAACUGCAUCCAUGCAGCCCCAGCUACCUGACAAGGUCUGCCAGGACCUCUACAGCCUCUCGUCCGCAAGCACCCUCAGAAAGCACCGCAGAGCUUCAGACAGCGGCACCAGUGGGAGUGUGGCCGGCUCCGCUGCUGUCUGUCCCCUCUGUGUCCGUCUACCUUUCUGCGUCUGCCUCUAUGUAUCUCUUGAUGUCUUUGUCUCCUGCUGUUUCCCUGACUCUCCUUUGUCUCUGUCUUUGUAAAGUCCACAUGAUCUCUCUGUCAUCAGAGAAACCUAAUUGGUAGCUUUUAUUUUCCAUGAGGAACUUUUGGAGAUUUUUUUUUUUUUUUGACAAACAAGCUACUUAGAAAUGGACAAAGAAGCCUGUGGGGUUCUCCCCAUUCCUCAUGAGUAAGGGAAGAAACUGUGAUUUUUUUUUUUUUUUUUUAUUCAGAGUUGCUGUAUCACCCAGCCAGCCCCAGGGGGAUCGGCAUGCGCACAGCAGAGAUAAUGAGAACAAUUUCAGUUUCCAACUCAAGAAGCAGUUUUUGUUUCAGGUUUUAUUUCUUUUCUUUAAUGUCAAACUCUUUGGCUUUAAGUGGAAAAAGAAAAAAGAAAAAAAAAUCCAAAAAGUUUUUUUUUUUUUUUUAAGCAAAGGAAACAUAACCUGUAAACUACCUUGCCAGCUAGCCAGCCAAGGACGCCAGACACACCUCGCUCCAAAGGAAACCCAAAAAAAAGCAAACUCAAGAAAUCAAAAUCCAAAAUUUAUUUUUAUCACUGCCAAAGUAUUUUCUUCAUGGUCUCUCCACCCUGGGUUGGUUUGGAUGUCAGUCUUUGAUUUUGGCUUUGAUUUUUGUCAGGGGGUGUUGGGAUACUGGGAUUUGGUGGGUUGGGCCAAGAAGAAACCUUUUGUUCCUUUUUGACUAGUGGGCAGCAUCCUUACGGGGCAAAGCGGUCAGCAGCAAGGCCACGUGCCCCUCAGCACCACAGCCAGAAGCCCCAGUCAGCAUGAGCCUGAGCGUUGUGUGCCCUAGGGCUAUGUCCAUGUGUCCCUACACGCAAGGGAGGCACCUCCGUCUGUCCCCACACCUUCCUGGAACUUCUCAUAAGUCAUUUCCACUUGUGAAAAAAAAAAAGUGCUAAAGUGUUCUUCCCAGAGAGAGCACAAUUCCUAAAUGAAACUGUGACAAUCUUUUGGGAUGAUUCUUGACUGCUUUUGAGAGCAUAAGGAGACAGCGAAUCACGCUUUCUCGGUUUUCCCUCCUCUACCUCUCUGCUCUUCCAUCCCACCCUACCUCCAUCUCGGCUCCCCUCACCUACCCCCAGUGUCUUGCUGUGGCUACUCUCAUUUCUUUCAAACUUUUACAGAAAAAGAAAAAAGAAAAAGAAAAAACAAACAAACAAACAAACCACAAAAGCCAGCAGCCACCCGCACCUCACCUGGAACACUCAAGCCCAGCUGUACAUAUCCCUGUGUUGUAACCCCAAUGUUGGUCUCCAGCCCUUGCCCACCCUGCCCUCCACCUGCUCGACUCCCUCAAGGAUUCAAGGAGGAAAUGAAGGAAGAAGGCUCAUGCCUGUACCAAACAAAGAGACAGCAGACACAAUUCCAGGCCUGUACCUCUGUUGUGGCUGCAGCAAGCUGCAGGCCUAGCGUGCAAUAUGGGGGAUUGCUCCUGAACCCUGGGCCCAGGGGGCCCUGCCCAGAGCAAGGCGUGCAGCGUGUGUUAAUGUGAAUGUAAAUAGUCUCCACAGAGGUCCCAACCAUGGCAUCAGUACCAAGGAGAUGUUUGCCAAAUAAAAAGAAAUUAAGACAAACCACGGAAGUAUGUGAAAUUUAGGAAACACUUUGGAAGGAAUCUGAGCUGUGGUCCCAUGGGCUUGUUUGGUGGCUGGUAUUUCUUCACAACUGUAUAAUCAAUCAUUCUUUAACAGAACAUUCUAUGGAAGGAACCUGUUAGGCAUCAUCAACCUGGUGCUACGCUGAAUGGAGCCUGACAGCAACCCUUGCUCUGAAGGCUAAGGUAGAUCUCAUUCCCUGGAAGGUUCCUGAGGCCACAGCCCUCCAAGGCCACAGAGAUGUGUUUUUGUGGGUUUCAGAGAAGCCAGGACACAAAGCAGCCUCCCGCCCUUCUAGUGGAUCAGUCCUCCUGAGCGUCUGCCUGCAAACUCUGAGUCUGUGUGCUGGUAGAGACCUGCCUCCUGUCACAAAGAGCAUCACUGGAUUCCAUCCCCAGCUGUACCCCUGAGGUGCUUCUUGUCUCUGCUACCCCACAGCACGCAGCAUCCUUGGCCCUUCCAGAAAGGCAGGCCAGUGACCUCUGGUAGGAAAGAGUUCUGGGUGAUGGGGCGGUGAGCACCAUGUUUGUGGGGGGAAACAAAGUUAGGCCCUCAGAUUGUGCUUAAGAGCUGUAGUCUCUAGAAGUCUAGGCCAGGGUUCUGAGGUGGCAUCCCUGAUGACCUGUAUCCCUGGUGUCAGGACUUCAGAGUGCCUGCUCCUAUGUGGUCCAGCCAUUCUGAGGUAGGUCUCAGAGGGCCACCAGUUUGCUUUAGGUCAGACACUCCCUUUCCUACCCUUACCAGCCUUACCUACCUUUUAGGAACAAGAGGGCCCGCCACAGACAAUAAAACGAUGCCCAGCCAAAUUCGUCUCCGUGAACCAGGCUACAUAUUUAGGGUUCAUUAGAGACCCCAUCUGUACCCUAGCUGUUGAGAGCGAUAGCCCCUCAAGGCAGCUGUCAGAUGGCAUUCGACUACAGCGAGUCUCUUGUGUAUUUGGGAUUUGGCCAGCAAUUGUAGACCCCGAGGGUGAGAGCCCAGCAGUCUGCUAGGCAGAUCUCAGGAGUCGAGGCAAAGGCCCUAUCAGGGUGGCCAUAAGAUGGGGCUGGGAAGGGUUAGGUGAGGAAACCGGAGGCUGGAAGCUGCAGAAGGACAUCCCAGGUGUUGAUGAGGUCACCUGAGGCAGUGCCACCUGAGGCAAAGGGGUUUGGAGGAUAAGGUGAAGUCGCUAAGCCAGGCGCUAGGGCCCUAGCAAAGCUGUGGGUGCUGUGCUUAGACUCCAGCUACCCAAAGACCUUACAGCAAACAACCUCGCAGCUUUGGAAAGAAUAGGCUCCAUGGGUGUUCUGUCCUUUAUUGGGAGGUGUACCCUGGGUGGCCAUAACCGCAGCCUGCCCUUAGUUUCAACCUCCCGUCUGCCUAGGGCUCUACACAGAGCUGGGGGCAUGGCACUCCAUCUCUGACUCCUGCUAUCUUCUCCAGUUCACAAACCAUGGACCCAGGAACGACUAACUAACUGCUAGACCCUGCUUCCUGGUAACCACAGACAAGUAUGAACCAACCCCCCUAGGGGAUGUGGCUCUCACAGAGUCUUGCUCCCCCAAAACCCCAAAUCAAAAUGCCACUUUACGUGCUGUAAAGUGGCUAAAGCUAAAGCAGGCAGGCUGAGUGGAGAGGGCAGGUAGCCGGCAGAGCUCUCCAACCCCCAAGGCACAGCCCAGAUCCCAUCUCAGGACCUUAAGGCUUCUCGGCACAAGUCCUGUCUGUCCCAGCCCUGCCUCAGACCCAGACUGGCCUCUCCCUGAGGGCUGCCUGAGAGGCUUCUUUCUAGCACAGUCCUCAGAUCUGCGCAGGAGCGGAGGCCAGUGUUUCUCGUCCCACGUGUGGUUACAGCUGUAUAAGAACAGGCUAGAUGAUACCACAGCUCAGGUCCCACUGCCUGACGGGGGUGCCAAGGUGAGAAGAGCCAGCCCCCACAGGAGGGCCCAGAAGGAUUCAGUCAACAGGGACAUCCGUCAGAAGACCUGGGAGGGUCGCAGGUGAUGGAGAAAGCCCAGAAUGGGAGGCAGGGCCAUGGGCAGUGUUAUCUUGAGGCCACAGUGGACAGGGAUCAGGAUGGAACCCAAAGUUCUCAUUUAGUUUCUCCAAAUAAACCAUUAGGCUGACACCAAAGUAUCAUCCCUGGCAUCCAUCUGGACUCCUCAGCCUAACCUCACGGAUAGAUCAACGCUUUCCUGAGCUCGUCCUUCUGACGUGCGCAGCCAUCUUGCCUCUGCCCAUUCACCGUCCUCCUCCUGCCCUUCCAGCAACUAUCCCCCACCCUCAUCUAUCUACCUUGACCCAUCAGCAAAUCCAUCUGUCCACCUGUCUAUUGCUCCAUCCAAACUGUCUCUCUACCCUGCCAUCCCAACAUACCAUUCUUAUGUCCAUAUGCCUUCGAGCCCCCCACGCACACAACCAUCCCCAGGUCCAUGUUCCCUAUCACCUCUCUAUCCACUGUACUCAGCGUUCUAUCAGCUCCCUCAGUGUACCAAAGACACCAGGUCCUCCCACGCCCUCCACUCUGCUUGCCCUAAACUGGCCAGGGCUGCUCUAGGAAUACCUACCCAUGAGGCAACAGGCGCCUCCCACCCCCAGCACUCUGCCCCACUGUGGCAUCCAGACACCUCCAGAAAUGAGUUCUUACCAUAGGUGUUGUGGGCAGGUUGGACACGUUCUUGUGGCAGCUGUGACAUAUCUGGAGCUGCUUAGGGAGAGAAGGGAGCAAGAAUUGUGCUGGGAGUUGGUCUGUCCACCUGCUCACAGGCUCUGGGAGGCUGUGUUAGGCAGCCAUGUUCCCUGAAAGUAGGGCAAAGUCCUUGUUUCCAGGAGUCUGUCCAGAAGAGAGAUCUCUGAAGAGGAGAACAAACCAGAGCCAGCCUCCUUUGAAACAGGAGUGCUCUUAGUCCCCUGUACCCCGGACUCGUGUGCACUAUUCCCAUCGUCUCUGUUAGGAUUCCAAGGAGCUCAGAGUUGAACCUGUCCAGUCUGCCCCUCCUAGAUCCACUAAUGGUGGAUCCACCCAGAUCUGCUGGUUGUUUGGGGCCAUCCACAAGCUCCCCUGGUAACUCAUUGCUCUUCCUGAAGCUCCUACUAUGUAGGGAAGUUUCUGAAACAAGGCUGGGGAGAGACUCCUGGAUUACCAUCAUGAUGGCUAGAGGAAGAGAAGGUGGGAAGGGAAACCUGAGGUGAGCUGGGCUCAGGGGAACCAUCUAGUCCUGGAGACAGCUCACAGACAAAGCCCAGGACAGUCAACCGACAACUCAUACAAGUCCCCAAUUUCUAGAAACCUCUGUCUUGUGUUCUGUUCCUUUCCCUUCAAUUCAGAUGGCCCUUAGGGUACCAAGCCAGACUGGGAGACAGGGAUGCAGCAUCUGACUCAAAGUAUAGCCCGCUCAGCCCAGACAAGAGGCCCAGCAGCCCUCAGCUCACACCAUACCUGGGUGGGCACAGCAGCACACAGCCUGCCGGGGAGCCACUGCUUCUCCUGCCACAGGAGCUGGGAGGAGAGCACUGGAUGUUUAGUUCACAGAAAGCUGUGUUCCACAGCCCUGUACAUCUGGGUGCUGUGUCCCGCCACCCACUUCUAUCUACUGCUGUCCUAUAUGUUUGCCCUGUGGGCCACGGACACGGCGAUCAGGUUAAUUACAUCUGUGUAAUAAAGUAAGUGUUUGCUAUGA
Molecule: messenger RNA, 7945 nt
Organism: Mastomys coucha (southern multimammate mouse)
Lineage: Eukaryota; Metazoa; Chordata; Mammalia; Rodentia; Muridae
Gene: Cbfa2t3
Product: CBFA2/RUNX1 partner transcriptional co-repressor 3
Exons: 12
Coding region: 254-2347 (697 amino acids)
Biological process (GO): negative regulation of DNA-templated transcription; DNA-templated transcription
Cellular component (GO): nucleus
Molecular function (GO): transcription corepressor activity
Source: RefSeq, a predicted model, not a curated record